Messenger RNA from Asterias rubens (European starfish), 3960 nucleotides. Its product is annotated as phosphoglucomutase-1-like. Gene Ontology annotation, biological process: carbohydrate metabolic process. The record is from RefSeq and is a predicted model, not a curated record. The coding region runs from base 78 to 1772 and encodes 564 amino acids. Gene Ontology annotation, molecular function: phosphoglucomutase activity; magnesium ion binding. The transcript is spliced from 9 exons. Gene Ontology annotation, cellular component: cytosol. Lineage: Eukaryota; Metazoa; Echinodermata; Asteroidea; Forcipulatida; Asteriidae.
UCCACAUACACAAAACGAACUACCGGCAAAAAGAUAUUGGAAAGACCUCCUCAAAUAACAUUUUCUUCACAUUCAAGAUGUCUUCAAAGACAUUUAGCGUGAAAGUCGAGUCCACAGUCCCUUGCGAGGGGCAAAAACCCGGCACCAGCGGUCUCCGGAAGCAUGUUACGGUGUUCCAACCAUGGCGGUACACAGCCAACUUCGUACAGAGCAUCUUGGCCGCGAUCGACGGCGGACGACGGGAGGGUUGCACGCUGGUGGUGGGCGGGGACGGGAGAUUUUACAUGCAGACGGCCGUCCAGAUUAUCAUACAAAUUGCUGCCGCAAAUGGGGUCGGCAAGCUCGUGAUUGGUCAGAAUGGUUUGUUGUCAACGCCAGCGAUGUCUUUUUUGAUCCGCAAGUGCAAAGCUGAGGGAGGUAUCAUCUUAACAGCUAGUCAUAAUCCAGGGGGGCCAGAUGGAGACUUUGGUAUCAAAUUCAAUACAUCAAACGGAGGUCCAGCACCGGAGGGAGUGACUAACGCCAUCUAUGAAAUAACAAAGACCAUCUCAACUAUCAGGCACUGCCCAGAUUUAAAAGUGGACGUCAGUGCUGUGGGCACACAGCAGUAUGAGGUCGAAGGUCGAAAGUUUGUCAUUGAGGUCGUUGACCCAGUGGAGGACUACCUCAAGCUCAUGCAAGAAAUAUUUGACUUUGACGCUUUAAAAAAGCAGCAGAGCGGAUCGCUAAAGUUCGUUGUGGACGCGAUGCACGGAGUGGUCGGUCCUUACGCCAAACGUAUCUUCUGCCAAGAGCUGGGUGCGCAGGAGGAUUGCUGCUUAAACUGUGUCCCUAAGGAGGACUUUGGAGGUCACCAUCCUGACCCCAACCUGACCUAUGCAGCUGACCUCGUGACCUUGAUGAAGAAAGGCAUCCAUGGUUUUGGAGCCGCUUUUGAUGGGGACGGGGAUCGUAACAUGAUUCUCGGAAAGAACGGGUUCUUUGUAACUCCUAGUGACUCUAUCGCUGUCAUUGCGGCUAAUGCUAAGUGUAUGCCGUACUUCAAGAAGACUGGAGUCAAGGGUCUUGCACGCAGCAUGCCCACAAGUGGAGCUCUAGACAGGGUGGCUGAAGCAGAAGGAUUGGAAUUCUUCGAGGUCCCAACAGGCUGGAAGUUUUUCGGGAAUCUCAUGGACGCUUCUCGGCUUUCCCUCUGUGGGGAGGAAAGCUUCGGGACCGGCAGUGACCAUAUAAGGGAGAAGGAUGGAUUGUGGGCGGUGCUAGCGUGGAUGUCGAUCAUGGCCGCCAGGCAGAUGAGUGUAGAAGAGAUCUUAAUGGAUCACUGGGGGAAAUAUGGCAGGAACUUUUUCACAAGGUACGAUUAUGAGAAUGUUGAAUCUGAACCGGCGCAGCAGAUGAUGACUGAUCUAAGGAAUAAAGUAUCGACGGAGACCGUAGCUGCGUUCAUCGGUAAGGAGUUCACGGAGGGUGACAAGACCUACAAAGUGGCCAAGGCGGACGACUUUGAGUACACGGAUCCAAUUGACAAGAGCGUGUCUAAAAAACAGGGCAUCCGUAUUAUCUUUGAAGAUGGCUCAAGGAUCAUCUUCAGGCUCAGCGGUACUGGUAGCAGCGGGGCUACGGUACGCAUGUACAUCGACAGCUACGAAUCGGACAAAACCAAAUUCCCUCUGGACGCACAAAUUGUUCUACAACCACUCAUCAAUAUCGCUCUGAGAAUCUCUCAGCUACGAGAGCUCACAGGUCGUCAAGAACCAACGGUGAUCACUUAGGGAAGGUUUAAGGGAUGUUUUUUGCUAGAGGUAUGGUAGAACUCCCAUCCAGUUCUGCUUGGCAAUCCCUCAGUCAUAUGCACUUGCAAAUCCUUCCAUCGUUGAAAUACAAAUGUUUCACUGUUUGGAUUUCAGGAAUGAUAAUAGACAGUAGUCAAAUGACAUUUUUCAACUUUAUAUAACAAAUAACUGAUACUUUCUCAAACAGUCACAUAAUCAGUUGGUAUUCUGUGAUGUUCCUAUGUUCUUCUCGUUUUUUUGGUGUCUCGCCUUGAGUAAUCAGUUUACUAGUGCAGUCUUCAUUCCAACAGAAUCAAAUAAUUAAUGCAGUGGGAUUUUGAUGGGUUCUUGGUGGACAGAAUCAAAAGUAUUGGGCUUUGAUCACAUGUAUGAAGGUGUGCCUGAUCCAAUGUAAAGUAUGAUCAGUUUACUAGGAGUACAGUCCUAGUUCAACAGAGUCAAACAAAACAUGCAGUUGGAUUUGUAUGGUUUCUUGGUGUACAGAGUCAAAAUUGUUGGACUUUGUUUAUGAUGGUGUGCCUAAUGCCAUGUAGAGCAUAAUCAGUUUACUAGGUGGAGAUCUCGUUCCAACAGAAUCAAACAAAACAUGAAGUUGGGAUUGGUGUUUUAGAUUUAGUGAAGUGCAUGAUGAUUCUUGAUAGUGGUAUUUUAUAAAGCAAGCUUUGGUGUAAAGGCUAAAAAUCAUGACAUUGAACUCUGAUCAAUAGGUGGUGAUAUGCAGAAAGUAAAUAGUGUAAAUAAGAAUAUAGAUUGUUGCUUGACCCCUAAGGGGAUAUUUUCUGGAAUAUUGAUAUUAAAAUUCUUCCUUCCUUGGUAAAUUUCAAGUGAGUUAGUCAACCGUGUGAAGCCAUUUCACUGCAUGGUCUGUGUAUGGUGGUGUGUUUCGUCCCAACUUAAGAAUUUUCCCAACUGUAGAUGGGACUGGUCUCAAUUUGAGUGUUAUAGUUUGGAGGGCCCAACUAUAGCUUUGCUCCAACUGUUCUACUAAACUGUGUGACUGCGUAGCAUUCAACACAUAGUAUUAUGGUGCAGGCUGGCAUAGUUAAUCAAAUGGUGUGUUUACUGAUGGCUUAUGAGCCAUUGGAAAGGAGAAUUUCAUGCUAUAGACUGUGCAAGUCUGGCACGGAUUUUAACUUUUUUUUAUCACUUUGGUCCCAUGAACAUUGCUGAAUUACAUGAAAGAACCGUACGUGUUAACUUUGUGUCCAAAUGUUUAAGUACGCGCAAAACUUGCAAAGUCUAUUAUUUGAAUUCAAAUUUUUUAUUUGUGAACAAUUAGCUUUAUUUUUUUUUUCCAGAUAAGAAUGAAUCAUGCUCUUUGAUUUACUUCUCUAGUGCCUAGGAUACUGCUCCCAGAAGCUCCUUAGAAUAUAUCGCUCCAGAGUUGAACAGAAGGUGGAAAUGCUUUUAAACAUGCUUCCUAUAAUUUGGAUGAAGAUUUUUUUUUAGAGAUUCUUUUCAACCAUGACUCUCCUUCCUGAUAAUCUAGAGAGAGGGAUUUUCUGUCAUGACCCCGGUGCUAGUACUGUCUUUUUGGGGGAGAUUGUAGUUGAUUUAAUAAUAAAUUUAAAAUAGCAAUAUAUUUUUUACUAUUUAAAAAUUUAUUAAAGUACUAUUCUUUAGUAGAGUGAUAAGUAGUUUUACCAAAUCUAUAUAUUUAUUUGAAUGCUGCUCGUGAUUUUGGGAGUCCAGAAAACUUUGUAAUUUAUUUGGAUGCAUAGUGCUUUACUAGCCUACGUUGUCAUGUGACAUGAAAUCUUUGAUCAGAUCAGCAUUAUGUCGGGGGUAAGUUUGCUAGGUAGGGGUGAGAUGACUGGCUUUCGCUUAGAAAUGUGCAACGGUGCAUUGUUUUAUUCCUUGGCAAAAUAUGAAAUUAAACAUGCAAAGAUUCUGGUUUUAAUUGUAAAAUUAGUAUGUUUUAUUCUGUAUCUUAUUUAUAAUCGUGGAAACCAACUAUUAUAGUAUACCACUUAAACCUUUAACUUCCUUGAAUGGUCGCCCAUGCCACUAGUAGUACCCUGGUCCUAUGGGGUUGCUUAGGAAGAAAUGAUUGCUUACUAACUUUCUGCUAAGCAAAAAUUAAGAAGGAUACCAGUCACAGAUGUUACACGACAUGGUAUUUUAACUGGAAAAAAUAGACGGGGUAGGCCUCGGAAGAGGUAGGAAA